Bursaphelenchus okinawaensis is the source of this 1284-nucleotide messenger RNA. The record is from the annotation of a GenBank genome assembly. Lineage: Eukaryota; Metazoa; Nematoda; Chromadorea; Rhabditida; Aphelenchoididae.
AUGACCUCCAAGUUCGGAAUAGCUGAUAUCUUAUCACCGGAAGACAAAGCUUCGACUUCAGUAUUGAAAAGAAAAGUUUCAAAUGGACCGAUUUGUCAAACAAUGUCAUUCUUUGAUGUAAUUUAUCCUCACUUGUCAAAUUCGCAACGAUAUGACAGCUUUGAUAGUAAACGUGAUGGUGAAAAUGACAUUAGUAAGUUAAAUGGCAAGAAAGUUCUUUACAUAACAAAAAACGCAACCUAUCGUAUAACUUGUCUCCCGCAGGCUGCGAAAACCUUGUUUUUGUUUAUAGAGCCGUAAAAAGACAAUAAAUUUCUUUACAAGAAGAAAAAGAACAAAUACUUUCUUUACAAAAAAAGACAAGUGCUUUCUUUACAACACUAAAAAUACGAUCCAUCGUAUAAUUUGAUUUUCAGUGGUAUACUGUAACCUUUUAAAAAUGUUUUGGAAUUUUUUAAUAACAAAAAUAAUUUAUGACACUUAUCUUCAAUUUGUAAACCAUUUCCAGACAGUUUAUGCAAUGUCAUCUUCAAACAGAUGAACAAAAACAAGCGGACCCGCACUUCCUUCACCCAAUACCAAUUGGAUGCGCUGGAGGAGGCCUUCAAAUCUAGUCAUUAUGUCUCGAGUGUGGAGCGAAAAGCCAUUGCAAACAAGUUGCGGCUUAACGAAACACAGGUACGGUAAUCGGUCAUGGGUAAUAUGUGUUUUGUCAUCAGAUUACACCGGCUUUUGGGAGACUUUUUCACAAAAAAAAUGCUUUUUGAGUUGUUUUUGAGUGUAAAUACAUUAAAAUUGAUGUCAACAUGAUGCUAAAGUAAACAAUAUGUCUUUUGCCAAGAACUGUAAAUUGUUUUCUGCAUAUAUCAAUUAAUUAAAGUGAGAAAAAACAGCCUAAAACCCGCAAAUCGGCACUUUUUAUGUUUUACAUUGUCUUUUCUGGCAGCUUUUGAUAUCAAAACACAUAAAAAUCAACGCCAGAACAAAAUUUACAUUAUUUUCCCAUAUUUUAAAAUAAUUUUCACACUGUAUUCGCAAGUUACAAUACCAAAAACAACCCUAAAACCGCAAAAAAGCAUUUGCAUUGGCCGGGAAUCGAACCCGGGUCGCCCGCGUGGCAGGCGAGCAUUCUACCACUGAACCACCAAUGCGCGCUUCUCCGGCUCUUUCAUAUCUGAUUGGUUUCUUUUUUAGGUGAAAGUGUGGUUUCAAAACCGGCGAACAAAACAAAAAAAGGUGGAUCCGAACGAAAUCAAAGAGUUUUCAAACGGAAAGGAUGAAUAA